Messenger RNA from Mytilus trossulus (common blue mussel), 4466 nucleotides. RefSeq lists its product as uncharacterized. The transcript has 11 exons. The record is from RefSeq and is a predicted model, not a curated record. Gene Ontology annotation, molecular function: protein binding. Gene Ontology annotation, biological process: signal transduction; regulation of apoptotic process. Bases 23 to 3289 code for a protein of 1088 amino acids. NCBI's taxonomy places the organism in Eukaryota, Metazoa, Mollusca, Bivalvia, Mytilida, Mytilidae.
GGGCAGCUAUGAAUCAUUUGACAUGAGAUGCAUGGUAACCGGUCAAUUUUCUGUUGGGAAAACGACUCUUGUGAAGCUGUUAGCUGGGGAUGUCCUUCCAGAAGGGCGACAUCCAACUGAUGGGAUUUCUCUGGUAGAAGGUCGCUGUGGCCUCGACAUUCAGUCAAAAGAGUGGAUUCUUGUUGAUCCAGACUCUUACAAUGCCCUAGAUGUUGUGUACCAUAAGGUUUUAAUGACCUCUCUGGAAGAAGAGGAGGAGAGUGAAGUUACCAACAAAGCUUCAGAUACAAGCCCAACUGGUUAUGCCAAAGCUACACUUUCCUCUUUGCCCUCAGAACAGUCUGCAACAGCACAAUCUCUACCAUCUACGAAAUCCUCCAAUGUGCCUCACACAGUAAACCAGAUGGAACAGAAAAUGAGAACAAGAAUGACUAAAGAAGAAAUAAGAAAGAAAAUGGAAAAAGUCCUCAAAAGUGGGAAGUAUAAAAUGAAAGUUGGACGUCUUAUCUUCUGGGAUUUUGGUGGACAAUACGUUUAUUUAACAACACACCAGACCUUCAUGACAUUCCGAGCGUUGUUUCUUGUAGUAUUUGAUGGGAGCAAAGAUUUGCAUGAACAGGUCCCUGAUGUGAUGUGUUUUCCAGGGCAGCACAUGACGCCAACGCCAGCAGUAUUCUUGCAGUAUUGGGUCAAUUCCAUCCUGACCUAUUGUAAGGUUGUAUAUGCAGGCAUUCCAAAGAUUUUGUUUGUUGCCACUCACAAAGACAAAGUACCAUUGGAGAAUAUUGCAACCAGACGUGAAGAGCUUUACAGAGGAAUUGAGGAAUUGUUUAAAGACCACGAGGGAAAACAUCAUCUGGUCCUUAGACCUCUAAUAUUUGUCAAUGCCAAAGAUCAAGCCGACCCAGAAAUAGAAGUUCUGAAGAAAACAAUAACAGAACUAACAUUCGACCACCCAUGCUGGGGUGAAAGGAUGCCGAAUGCAUGUGUUCCACUGGAGCUUGAGAUCGCUGAACUAGUGGCAGAAGGAAAGCAAAUAAUGUCAUUGGCUGAAGUUAAAGAAUUAAAUGCUAUCAGCGAGGUGUCUGUCCUGUCAUCUGAGCAGUUGACCGAUUUUCUACAUUAUCAACAUUCUCUAGGGAAAAUUGUCUAUUUUGACACACCACAGCUAAGAGAUAAUGUUAUCAUCAGUCCCCUUCUUAUGGUGGAAGUUAUGAGAUCUUUUAUUACUGAUGUUGAAUUCUGGCCAAAAGAAGAUAACACAAGAAAAACCUUCAAAAAGAUGUCUGAAAAUGGAAUGAUACAAAAAUUAGACCUCUACCAGAUUUGGGAGCAAGAAGAAUUUUGUCAGAUAUUACUCUUUAAAGAGUACAUAUUUGAUAUGCUGAUACACCUUGAUAUCGUAUCUGAACAGCGUAGAUAUGAUACAAAAACAGGAAGUCGGCUACCAGUAGAACACUUCUUUGUACCUUGUAUGCUUACCCAAAGAAAUGAUACAGAUUUCUUGUCACAAGAAUGUACACCAGAGAGGACUGUUAGUUUGGCCUUUGUUUUUAACGGAACCGUUGUUCCUCCAGCUUUACCGAAUCGUCUCAUAUGCGCAUGUCUCAGUAUGUGGACAUUGAAGCAAUACCGUGGAAGGAAACUUAUGUUUUCUGGGUUUGUGGGGUUAUCAGUUGAUAAAGAGCAUGAUAUUGUUGUCUGUGUAGAAGGAAAUAAGAUCUUAUUGCACCUAGUCCACAAGCGCUCCAAGGGUUUGAUAAUACCUGAUAUAGCCACCAGUGUCCGGGAUUGUUUGUUUGUUACUUUAGAGAGAAUCUCCGAAUUUUAUCAGUUCUCCAUCCAUUGUAAAGCCAGCAGCAAGUUACCCUUCCACACCGAGUAUUCAUGCUCGAAAUUAAACUGUUUCACUUCAGAAAAUAAGAUGGCUUCCGAAACUGAGGAAUCUCUUUGUGAACACGGAGAAAACAUUAAAAAUAACUGGAGUAUUUGGAACAAGAAAAGGGAACAAAAGCAGUGUGAUGCUAAUUGUCCAGGUUUGAGUGAAGAUGCAUUAUCUCAGAUCCCAAGUAACACAGAGUUGCUUCGUCUGUCUAAUCAUUGUGAGGCACAUAUGCUACAUGAAUUGGCUCUCCAUCUUGGAAUGGAAGAGAUGGUAUGGAGUGAUAUGGUAGAGAAUUACCGAACAAAUACACAGAUGGUCAAAUUUUUGACGCUUAUUCAUUUGAAAGAGAAUAAUGAAAUCAGUUUCUCAGAAUUGGACAACGGAUUGAGACAAAUGGAAGUAACAACACAUAAACUAUGUGUGGUACGUCGGAGAAAACAAGUGAAAUCUGGUAUUCCUGACGAUAUUCUAGACUGUAUUCCAUCAGACGAAAUUUUAGAUAGAUUAGCACCGCUGGUUGGCAAUAUAGUUCUUCAACUAGGAAUAGAACUUGGACUUUCUGUAGAAGAGAUAGAGAGUAUUAAAGAGAAACGUGAUCGUGAUUUGACAGCACAGAAUAAGGAAGUCUUGUUUGCAUGGAGGAAAGACAGAACAGUGAAACCUACAAUACGGGUACUUGAGCAAGUUUUUGUAGAUAUUAGUAAAGGAGCAAGGUGUUUAAAGGAGGUUGUAAAGGACGUUGAUCCAAAUACACUUAAAGCAGUAGAAAUUGUUACAGAUAGAAUCAGAGAAAACGAAAACAGAAUCAUACAGGACAUACAAACCAGCCAAAUUUUAGACCAUAUGAUGGCACAUCUGGUGAUAUCAGUAGAUGACAGACGUCGUAUUGAACAACAUGCUGGACAAGAUGAUCAAAACAAAGCAUUGUUGGAUAUUGUGACCAAAAUGAGAGAACCUGCUUACAGUGUGUUUGUUGAUGGAUUACGUAUUUAUGGAUACGAAGAUAUCGCUAAUGAUUUGAAAUGUGAGUCCAGUCCAAGUCCAACAUCAGCAUCUGCGGAAAAUGAAGGCUUAUCAGUUUGUAAUGUUCCAUUAUAUAAAGUUCGUCUACAAAAGAACUACAUCAAGGUCAUCACUGAUAUACAACACGAGAACAUAGUCGAUCAUCUAAUAUCAAGAGAGGUAGUGUCAGUUGAUGAUGGGAAGAAGAUAGAAUCUGGUAAAACACCACAGGAAAAGAACAGGAAUUUAAUGGACAUGCUGUUGCGUAAAAAUGAACAGGGAUUUAAUGAAUUUCUCAAAGCCCUACGAAAAGACUCAAUUUAUGCAGAUUUAGCAGAUCAAAUAGAGAAGACAGAAGUUACUAGCACAGAUAUGGCAACUCUUCAUAAAUGCUUCAAAUAAAAUAAAAGUAUUUUCUUUCAGAAAAAAACAGCUAGGAAAACCAUCAGUUAACAAUUAAUAGAAGGAAGUAUUGUCAAUCCAAGGCAUUACGAUUUGGUCACUUCAAUAAUCCACUGUAAAUUCAAAAAUUAUUGCGUGCAUUUAUUAUUGCCUUUUUUUAAAUGGGACAAAAAAGCGAUAGUAAUUAUUACAAUGUCAAAAGAAUCUUUAUACUAAUAUAUGUAUCAGUUUAAGAAUUUGAGUUCUUAUUAAUGCGAUACUCACUCAGUCGCAUUUUUCGCAUUAAUAAAAACCUCAAAAUAAUUUCUGAAUUUACAAUAUGUGAAUGAAUCACAAUGUAAUAGUGAUAACAAUCUUUUAUCUUAAACAUAUUUCAUGUGUAAGUGUCAUGCUUGGCAAGGAAAAAGCUAACAUAUGUACUAACCCCUUUUAUGAGAGUUGAUUCCUACAAUCCCAAUAUCCAUUUGACGUGGCUCAGUAGUUAUACAGCCCGUCAUUUUGUUAUUGUGCUAUGGUAAAUUGUUGUAUUCUCGCUUUCGUUUUUGCCAAUAUGCUUUGUCUAUAUGCCUUUUUGAUUUUUUUAUAAUGAUUUAGACUAUAACACAAUGUUUACUGCUGUAUCCUUAUUUUUGACAAUUUUACCUAUUAUGUCUAUUUACUUUGUUCACACACUAGCGUCAAUCUAAUGGAAUUUAAUGCGACUUUUAUACAAGUGAGAGGUUUAACUAGCUAUAAACCAGGUUCAGUAUACCAUUUUCGACAUAAGCAAAUGUUUGUACAAAAAUAGGAAUUUAAAAGUUGUUAUCCAUUCAUGUAGCGUGUUUGAGCACAUACGUCUAGAUGAACAAACCUUCGUGUUUUUGAUAAUACAUAAUUUUGUAAACAGAUAAUUUGCACACGUGAUAUGUCAUAACUACUGCGCUGGUUAUACCCGUUAGAACGUAACAACCGCCAGUAGUUGCAUCAACCCGUUGAUUGUAAAAACUCGUAAAGUAUACUUAAUUUGUUAUGCUGGUCGGUAAACCAGCUGUGUUUAGAAAUCAAUUAAAUUUAAACUUAUCAUCAUUUCUAAAGUUACUUUUUUUUGUAUAGUUAAAUAAUACCAUUUACAUGUUGGACAGAGAUCAACUGAUGAACUGCUAGAUUGAAAUUGUUUGUAAAUAAAUGGCUAUUAUUA